AUGCUAGCGAGGCUGCCCAAGGCCGUGCUCGCCAACAACCGUGUCGCUGCUGCCGGUGCCGCGCGCCAGGCAGGCCGUACCGCUUCGGUUCGCUUCGCGUCCACCGAGGCCGCUUCGUCUAAUGCUUUCGCGGAUGCAUUGACAUCGCGUACGGCACUUGCCGGUGCGACUCUGGCUACGCUCGGGUCCGUGGCUUGGUACACCCACGUCUUUGGCUCACUGCCAUUCGUCGGCGAGGUGCACGCGAGCUCAGCUGGCGAGGCUGGCCUCCACCCACCAGCGUACCCUUGGAGCGACAAGGGUUGGAUGCAGUCUUUCGACCACGCUAGCAUUCGUCGCGGUUACACCGUCUACCGCGAAGUGUGCGCGGCAUGCCAUUCGCUCGACCGGAUUGCUUGGCGUAACCUCGUCGGUGUGUCGCACACCGCGGACGAGGCACGCAUAAUGGCGGAGGAGGUCGAGUACGAGGAUGGACCGAACGACCAGGGAGAGAUGUUCCAGCGCCCGGGAAAGCUUGCGGACUACAUGCCUGCACCUUACCCGAAUGAGGAGGCCGCACGUGCAUCUAACGGCGGUGCUCUUCCUCCCGACCUUUCGCUCAUUGUCAAGGCCCGCCAUGGAGCUGCUGACUACAUCUACGCUCUCCUGACCGGUUACAUCGACCCGCCCGCCGGCGUCGAGAUCCGUGAGGGCAUGAACUACAACCCGUACUUCCCCGGCGGUGCCAUCUCCAUGCCCCGUGUCAUCUUCGACGGCCUCGUCGAGUACGAGGACGGCACCCCUGCCACCACGGCACAGCUCGCCAAGGACGUCGUCACGUUCUUGCACUGGGCGGCCGAGCCGGAGCACGAUGAGCGCAAGAAGGCCGGUAUCAAGGCCGUCAUCCUCUUCACUGCUCUCACCGCCAUCUCUAUCUACGUCAAGCGCUUCAAGUGGGCCCCGAUUAAGGCUCGCAAGAUCCAGUACAACCCGCCGACGACCAAGCACUGA
This is a messenger RNA of Peniophora sp. CBMAI 1063, 990 nucleotides long. NCBI's taxonomy places the organism in Eukaryota, Fungi, Basidiomycota, Agaricomycetes, Russulales, Peniophoraceae. The record is from the annotation of a GenBank genome assembly.